AUGGAGCAACCAGACACCCCCCCUCAGACAGGAAACAAAAACCUGGACAACCACAACAAGAAACUCCACCGGCAAACCAUUAACAGAAUCACUGACGAGUUUAUUAUUUUGCCGAACGGACCGCGAAGCCAGGGUAAGGCAACAGAUUCUGGAGCAGAAGCUCGAGAUGGCGGCACGACGCAAGGCGGAGGCAGAGAGGCGCACGAAGGCAAAGGAGGCGGAUUGAUCGCAGGGAUCAUCGCAACACCUCAGGACCAGGACCUCUUGAUCCGACUCGACAACCAAGCGGUGGUGAAACAGUUCAGAGAGGUCGUUGUCAAUCGAAAGCGAGCGUCAGUGGGAGCAAAACCGAGGUUCAAUUGCGCUGCAGAAUGGGCGGUGGUCGCACGGAUAUGCAGCGAGCGCACGGGGUCAACAACAGUCGAGUGGAUCAAGGGCCACAGCGGAAACGAAUGGAAAAGAAAGGCAGAUAUGGCAGCAAAGGAGGCGCAAUCACAAGGGGGAACGACAUGGAAAGUGGACAGAGCCGCCCAGGACGACAUCAAGUACUCGGCGACGAUGGCCGGCGUGAUUCUCGAUCAGGACACGAGACGCGUGCUCAAGAUUCAGGCCGCUAGACGCUGGCACCAGGAGUGGAGGACACUCAGGGAGACCAAGAGAUCGAUUCAAGACUAA
This is a messenger RNA of Linnemannia hyalina, 675 nucleotides long. The record is from the annotation of a GenBank genome assembly. NCBI's taxonomy places the organism in Eukaryota, Fungi, Mortierellomycota, Mortierellomycetes, Mortierellales, Mortierellaceae.